Labrus mixtus (cuckoo wrasse) is the source of this 1248-nucleotide messenger RNA. RefSeq lists its product as uncharacterized. The transcript has 3 exons. The coding region runs from base 1 to 1086 and encodes 361 amino acids. NCBI's taxonomy places the organism in Eukaryota, Metazoa, Chordata, Actinopteri, Labriformes, Labridae. The record is from RefSeq and is a predicted model, not a curated record.
AUGGUUGAAGAAGGAGUUUGGAGGAGGCCUGAACUCAAAAGAAACAGUAAGAGAGGAUUUACUGAUGGAAACAAAGAUAAUGUUGUUGAGAUUACAAAACUGUCUCUAUUUCUCUUCUUCCUCUCUGUCUCUGUAUUUCUCUUCUUCCUCUCUGUCUCUGUAUUUCUCUUCAUCCUCUCUGUCUGUAUUUCUCUUCUUCCUCUCUGUCUGUAUUUCUCUUCAUCCUCUCUGUCUCUGUAUUUCUCUUCAUCCUCUCUGUCUCUGUAUUUCUCUUCAUCCUCUCUGUCUGUAUUUCUCUUCUUCCUCUCUGUCUGUAUUUCUCUUCAUCCUCUCUGUCUGUAUUUCUCUUCAUCCUCUCUGUCUCUGUAUUUCUCUUCAUCCUCUCUGUCUCUGUAUUUCUCUUCAUCCUCUCUGUCUGUAUUUCUCUUCUUCCUCUCUGUCUCUGUAUUUCUCUUCUUCCUCUCUGUCUGUAUUUCUCUUCAUCCUCUCUGUCUGUAUUUCUCUUCUUCCUCUCUGUCUGUAUUUCUCUUCAUCCUCUCUGUCUGUAUUUCUCUUCAUCCUCUCUGUCUCUGUAUUUCUCUUCAUCCUCUCUGUCUCUGUAUUUCUCUUCAUCCUCUCUGUCUGUAUUUCUCUUCUUCCUCUCUGUCUGUAUUUCUCUUCUUCCUCUCUGUCUGUAUUUCUCUUCAUCCUCUCUGUCUGUAUUUCUCUUCAUCCUCUCUGUCUCUGUAUUUCUCUUCUUCCUCUCUGUCUGUAUUUCUCUUCUUCCUCUCUGUCUCUGUAUUUCUCUUCAUCCUCUCUGUCUGUAUUUCUCUUCUUCCUCUCUGUCUGUAUUUCUCUUCUUCCUCUCUGUCUGUAUUUCUCUUCAUCCUCUCUGUCUGUAUUUCUCUUCUUCCUCUCUGUCUGUAUUUCUCUUCUUCCUCUCUGUCUGUAUUUCUCUUCAUCCUCUCUGUCUGUAUUUCUCUUCUUCCUCUCUGUCUGUAUUUCUCUUCAUCCUCUCUGUCUGUAUUUCUCUUCAUCCUCUCUGUCUGUAUUUCUCUUCAUCCUCUCUCUCCCAGAAUGCACAGCAACGCAGGCCACUCCCACUAAGGUCCUCUAUUUACAGACAUUUACUACAACACAUACGGCCGUUUCCUCAACUGAUUCAGAGAUUUCUUCCAGAAGGAAUUGGCAUCUUGGAAAUUCCUGUCAGAAAACAGACUCUAUGUCUGUGUCCACAGGCAAACAGUGAGAGCACCGACACUGCCAGUC